Cadophora gregata is the source of this 456-nucleotide messenger RNA. RefSeq lists its product as uncharacterized. The transcript is spliced from 2 exons. The record is from RefSeq and is a predicted model, not a curated record. Bases 1 to 456 code for a protein of 151 amino acids. NCBI's taxonomy places the organism in Eukaryota, Fungi, Ascomycota, Leotiomycetes, Helotiales, Ploettnerulaceae.
AUGGACAAUGAUAUAGAUGAUCGAUACCAAAGACUAUUUCAAAUCAGCAAAUAUCCCGGAAUUGCUUCGCACAAGCUACUCACAGCUAUCAAAACAAACGCCUGUAGCGCAUUCGUGCUCUUCGUCCUCUCCGCAGAAGAUAAUACCGCUGCCGCAACACACAAACCCAGCAAGCUCACCCCAGCCAACAGCGCCACAGUCGCAAGCACAAUUCCUGGCCUCAGAAUCCGUGACGUCCUCGAUGGCGUACCAAAACUAGCAGGCAGAGCCGAUGACAGUUCUGGAUAUGCACCCAUUUUCAACAAUCUUCAUCCGUUCUUCGGCUCCUACGCACUCUCCCUCUCGUCGCAAUGUUGUCAAAUGAGGGAGAGAUUUUGCAAUCAGAUGGCCGACGAUGGGUUCUUGAUGUUGAUAGAGAGUCCGGUGCUUCGUUUGUUAUUCCUGGUUUUGAAAUGA